Molecule: messenger RNA, 1636 nt
Organism: Suillus plorans
Lineage: Eukaryota; Fungi; Basidiomycota; Agaricomycetes; Boletales; Suillaceae
Exons: 3
Coding region: 1-1224 (407 amino acids)
Source: RefSeq, a predicted model, not a curated record
AUGACAGAGUAUACAACUUCCCCAGAGGCUGUCCAGGUCUUUAGAAACUCCCGGGAACGUACUGAGCACUGGGUCCGUUCUCACUCGCCAUUCCAUUCCCAGUUCUAUUCCCCAGAGAGUCCCCCAUCCGUCGUCAGUGAUAUAGAUAUCGACGAGUCUAGCUCAGACAACGGCAGCUCGCAUUCCUUGCCUCCGAAGAUGAUGUUGAAGUAUGGGGACGGACGCGACGUUCCUAUCUCACACUGGCACUAUGAUAAUGGUGGCUCUCACAAAGGAAGCAGUCAUAGUUCCAGUUCUCAUCUCCAUCCUCAACACAGCCAUCACCACCGGUAUCGUCACUCCUCUGCACGUGCAGAUCCUGAAGAUUUAGAACCUGAAGAAAUCCAAAUCCUUCCCUCUGACCCACACGCCACUCCCUAUGACUCGAGAAACGAAAAAUAUCGGCCACGUAGAGCUUCAGAACCUUACCGGCCCGAACCCUUGCAAUCCCCGCCCCACAAAAACGCUGUAGAAAUCCUGGCCACACCCUUGCCACGACACGUUCCCAGCCAUCAUGGUAGUGCUGCCCCGCCAGUUACUUACUCGCAUUCACAGCCCAUUCCUCGACAAUACGAGCAGCACCAUCCCGCACAUUCGCAUUCGAGACAUCGGCCUCCGCCUUCGAUCGUAUAUGCACCCGGUCCUCACCACGCUACCGAUCAUUAUGCUCCACCGACUAUUGUUUAUGCCCCAACUAAGGCACCAGGCAUGACGUAUACGGUGUCUGCGCCCACGGGUUCAGGGUUUCCACAGUACCCGCGUAUUACUCCUGCCCCAUACCCCGCUGCUCAUAGUCAUCUCGCGUCUAUUCAUGAAGAAGCGCGGUAUGGGAUGAGAGGGCCCCUUUCGAGGGAAGAUCGGUCGAGAGCGCCUUCGCCGAUAGGCGAGGGUGAUAGCUGCGAGUCGGGCAGCACGUACUAUGUUAUACCCACUCCUGGCCAGAAGGUGAAGGUCUUGCCCGGCCCCGUGCCUUCCCUUUACACGGCCACGUCGACCACUAAAUCGCCAUCGUCUCCUCAAUCUGGCAGCAUGGGAUUCAAGCGACCGUUUUUCAGCAGGCUUUUUAGCUUUGCGUCUGAUCUAUCAAAAGUAUCCAAAGCCCCGAAGUUUUCCUCAAAGACCAAGCUACAACGACGCCAUUCUUUAGACACGACCAGGGGUGUUCAUAUACGACACCGGUCGUGACAUUUACGUAUGUUCUGGGAUAAUGAUUUUUUUUUCAUUGGCUUGCUCUACUGUUUUACGUUUGUCUUUGUCGGAUAGACUUUGGAUAGACUCUAUGCAUUCAUAUGUACGCAUAUGCAUUGCCCCUGCAUUGUACGAUACUGACAGCACUGUAGCGCUAAUUUUCCACUCAUUUUCAUUUUUUUUUUCUGCCGGCGUUUAUGAUCGUACCGUAACCUCAUUUCGUUCAUGUAACUUGUGGAUUCGUUGUAGCAGGGUGGUCGCAAUAAUGACAGCUUGUGACAUUUUUGAAUCAGACAUCAACGUGGUACCGCAGAGUUGUGAAUACACAUGUCAUUCAUUAAUACAGCAACUUCCGUGAAGCACGAAGACACCGUUUAAUGAAUUGUCAUCUCGCAAACUCUCUUUGACA